Messenger RNA from Macadamia integrifolia, 1426 nucleotides. RefSeq lists its product as uncharacterized. The coding region runs from base 68 to 1426 and encodes 452 amino acids. The record is from RefSeq and is a predicted model, not a curated record. NCBI's taxonomy places the organism in Eukaryota, Viridiplantae, Streptophyta, Magnoliopsida, Proteales, Proteaceae. The transcript has 2 exons.
ACCUUGCUCUGUUUCACUUUCUGCUUCUCAAUUAGCUCAACAGUGGAAACUAUAUUAUAUAAAUCAAAUGGAUAGGAGUUGGAUUGAGAAGGGACGGGUAACAGCAUAUCGUGCAACUGAUCCAUACUUAGCCGGCGUAAAUACUUUCCUAGAGUUUGCAUUUUCCAAAGUACCCACAGGAGGGAAGAUUUCAUGCCCAUGUAAAAAUUGUGUUAAUCAUUUUAUGAGAACAUGGGAUGAAGUGGAGGAACAUUUGAUAUGUGAUGGAAUGAUGAAGAACUACACAUUUUGGCAUUUUCAUGGAGAAGUUGAAUCUAUUGAUACAACAAUCGAAAACAUUGUGGAUGACGAAGAAGAAUACACCGAAAUUAUUGUGGAUGAUGAAGAUGAAUGCAUAGAUAUUAUUAAUAUGCAUGACAUAAUUCAUGAUGUGUUCCCUGAAAAUGCAUGUGAAGGAGCUGGUGCUACUGCCACAAGUGGACAAAGAGAAGGUAUAGGAGAUGAGGAAGGAAGUUUUUUUAGAUUGAAGACAGAUGCAGAGGUAGAAUUGUAUCCAGGGUGCAAGGAAUUCUCAAAAUUGUCCUUCACUAUUGCACUUUAUCACAUAAAAUGUCUAGGUAAGUGGAGUGACAAAUCUUUUGAAAUGUUGUUGGGUUUAUUGAAUAGAGCUCUACCGCAGGAUAAUACUUUGCCAAAGUCUUUGUAUGAAACAAAGAAGGUAAUUAAAGACUUAAGACUCAAUUACAACAACAUUGAUGCAUGCCCUAAGAAUUGUAUGUUAUAUUGGAAGGAGUCAUCCAAACUUGAGUCCUGUCUCAAAUGUGGCACACCAAGGUAUAAAUCCAUACACACCAAGUCACCGGUCAAAACAUUACGACACUUUCCUUUGAUACCAAGGUUGCAAAGAUUAUAUAUGUCAUCAGUAACAUCAUCUAAAAUGACAUGGCAUAAAGAUCAGCGUGCAAAUGAUGGGAAAUUGCGUCAUCCUGCAGAUGCAAAAGCUUGGAAGGAUUUUGACAGACGACAUCCAAAUUUCAGUGAAGAUCCACGUAAUGUUAGACUCGGGUUGGCAAGUGAUGGCUUCAGUCCAAAUAAUUCUCUAAGCAAUUCGCAGAGCAUAUGGCCCGUUGUUGUGGUACCGUAUAACUUGCCACCAUGGUUGUGCAUGAAACAAACAUCAUUUAUAUUAACAUUGCUAAUUCCAGGUCCUAAACAGCCUGGAAAUGAUAUAGAUGUGUAUUUACAGCCUUUGAUAGAUGAGUUGAAGUUAUUGUGGGAUACUGGUGUUGACACAUACGAUUCAUUUAAGAAAGAAACAUUCAACUUACGUGCAUGCCUUUUAUGGACAAUUAAUGAUUUUCCUGCAUAUGCCAACCUAUCAGGAUGGAGCACUAAAGGUGCAUUUGCGUGUCCAUGUUGCAACUGA